Molecule: messenger RNA, 1078 nt
Organism: Cheilinus undulatus (humphead wrasse)
Lineage: Eukaryota; Metazoa; Chordata; Actinopteri; Labriformes; Labridae
Gene: tslig1
Product: zinc finger and BTB domain containing 8 opposite strand
Exons: 7
Coding region: 93-581 (162 amino acids)
Biological process (GO): tRNA splicing, via endonucleolytic cleavage and ligation
Cellular component (GO): tRNA-splicing ligase complex
Source: RefSeq, a predicted model, not a curated record
ACUUCCUCAUGUUGUAAACGCUUGUAACUCAGCGACAUGGUAAACAUAAGGUUUGAACAUUUGAUAAAGCCUUGAGAAGACUCACAGAUACAAUGGACGACCGCCAGCUAGACCUAACGGAGGAACAGAAAACUACCAAGUCGAAAUAUCCUCCAAUAAACAAGAAAUAUGAAUACCUUGAUCACACUGCAGAUGUACAAAUCCACUCCUGGGGAAGCUCUCUGGAGGAAGCGUUUGAGCAGUGUGCCAUGGGCAUGUUUGGCUACAUGACCGAUACAGAGACAGUAGAACCGAUAGAUACUGUUGAUAUCGAGUCAGAGGGUGACGACCUGGAAUCUCUUCUUUUCCACUUCCUAGACGACUGGCUGUACAAGUUUUGUGCAGAUCCCUUCUUUGUUCCCAGGGAAGUCAAGGUUUUGAACAUAGACAGACUUAACUUCAAGAUUCGCUCCAUUGGUUGGGGGGAAGAAUUCUCACUUGAAAAACAUCCACAGGGAACUGAGGUGAAAGCAAUCACUUACUCAGCGAUGCAGAUCUACGAUUCAGAUAAACCAGAGAUAUUUGCCAUUGUGGACAUUUGACAACAACUCCAGAAGCAGACUACUUUUUUGGUUCAGUGAAUGGACUGAAACUGAUGUAUCUACAUGGCCAAUUCAAGUGGUCUUUUAUAAUUAAUGCAGUGAUUUUUGACUCACUAAUCUUGUACUUAAAGGUUGAACUGUUUAUCUAUUUCUCUGGUAUUAUCACACUACACUAAGAGAUCUCUCUUUCAUAUUACAGAUUAAUGAUUUGUUUUUGAUAUCACUAAAAUUGCAUCAGAUUGGAAGUCACAAAAUAUAAAACAUAAAUGUAGUGGAACAUCUUUGGAUUAGAAAAAGAUACAAACAUUAAUCAAAGGUGAAAGUGAAACUGCUGUUUUACUCAAUGUAAUGGCAUUUGAAACACAGUUGUUAACCCCUUUUUCAAUGUUAAUAUGUUAUUUUAGCACAUUUGAAAUUGUGUCGAUACCUUAAUCAUUGUAACAAAUCAAAAGAUGCUUAUUUUUCUUCAGUGGCAUAAAUUAAACGAUAAUUUUGAA